UGCUCCGACUGGCGCUAAAAGUUUUGAGCUCAAAAGUCCGAAGCCACCGUCCUGGACGCAGGUGUCUCCUGGGCCCCCAGGGUCACCUGGCUUCCGGCCUCGGAGGGUGCUUCCCAGGACGGUGAUACGCUCCCCUGAAGUUCAGACACACACGGGGAGAAGGCCAUGUGAUGGAUGAAGACGGAGAUGGGAGGGAUACAUCUACAAGUCCAGGAACACCAAGGAUUGUCGGAGACCACCAGCAAUUAGAAGAGAGCCACGCUGCCUUCCAGGGAGCUGCCAUGGAUGUGCCACCGUCAGAAGGCCUCCCUCUGAGUCAGGAGACAUUUUCAGAAUUGUGGAGUUUACUUCAUGGCAGUGAUAAUCUGAAUCCUGAAGACUCCCAGGCAGUGGAUGAACUGGGCUGGAUGCCCCAAGACCUCGUAGAUUGUCUGGACAACAGUCCAAAUGAAGCCUCCAGUGUGCCAGCAACUCCUGCACCAGCAGCUGCUAUCCCAGCACCAGCCCCCUCCUGGACCCUGUCAUCCUCUGUCCCUUCCCAGAAGACCUAUCCCGGUAGCUAUGGUUUCCAUUUAGGAUUCCUGAAUUCCGGGACAGCCAAGUCUGUAACCUGCACGUACUCCUAUACCCUCAACAAGCUGUUUUGCCAGAUGGGAAAGACCUGCCCCGUGCAGCUGUGGGUCACCUCCCCACCCCCGCUCAAUUCCCGGGUCCGGGCCAUGGCCAUCUAUAAGAAGUCGGAGCACAUGACGGAGGUCGUGCGGCGCUGCCCCCACCAUGAGCGCUGCACGGACUAUAGUGACGGUCUGGCUCCUCCUCAGCACCUUAUCCGGGUGGAAGGGAAUUCGCGUGCCGAGUAUCUGGAUGACAAAAACACUCUUCGACAUAGUGUGGUGGUGCCCUACGAGCCGCCUGAGGUGGGCUCUGAAUAUACCACCAUUCACUACAACUUCAUGUGUAACAGCUCCUGCAUGGGGGGCAUGAACCGGCGGCCCAUCCUCACCAUCAUCACACUGGAAGAUUCCAAUGGUAAUCUGCUGGGACGAGACAGCUUUGAGGUGCGUAUUUGUGCCUGUCCUGGGAGAGACCGACGCACAGAGGAAGAAAAUUUCCGCAAGAAGGGGGAGUCUUGUCUCGAACAGCCCCCUGGGAGUCCCAAGCAGCCCUCUGGGAGCACUAAGCGAGCACUGCCCACCGACACUGACUCCUCUCCCCCGCCAAAGAUGCCAGUGGAUGGAGAAUAUUUCACCCUUCAGAUCCGUGGGCGUGCACGCUUCGAGAUGUUCCGAGAACUGAAUGAAGCCUUAGAGCUAAAGGACGCCCAGGCUGGAAAGGACCCGGGUGGAAGCAAGACUCACUCCAGCCACCUGAAAUCUAAAAAGGGGCAGUCUACCUCCCGCCAUAAAAAGAGACUCAUGUUCAAGAGAGAGGGGCCUGACUCAGACUGACAUCCCCUGCUUCCUGUCCCCUGUGGACACCCCCACCCUUGUCCCCUUUCCUGGCAUAUUUUUGGGGUUGGGAGCUUAAACCUUGCUUGGUAUAGAUGUGCCCCAGAAACACCCCAGAAUUCCAUUUGCCUGGCUGAGGCCUCUACUAAAGAAGCUGGCCUGCACUGGUGUGUUUGGAGGGAAGGUGGAGGGAGCUAAGAUAUUUCAGCUUAACUUUUAAGGUCUUUACUAUGGAAGGCCAUUUGGGGGAGGGAGGAAGAUGUUCCUGCAUGCAAGCAUUAAGUUUUAAAUCAGCCAUCAACACUGGGUUGUAAACUAGCCAGGGAAGUUAUCUCAAGUUUAAUUUCUCUAACUUCAUUGUCCUCAUUGAUAAAUCAUACCUGCCUUACGGGGCUUACUGUGAGGGUUAAUGAAAUGACGGAUGUUUGGGACUAGGCUCCCUCAGGGGUGCUGGUUCCUGCCCCUGUAUGACUGGGCAGCUAGUUAAGAGAAGGGAACUUCUAAAUCCUUCUCUACUGGCCUGGCCAAAUCCCAUCUGAAGUCAGGGAACCUCACCACCUAAAAGGAGAUCUCGCCUCAUCCACAGCCUGGAGGGUCCCAUCUCCAGUGUAGUAUCUGUAUCUUCCAAGAUCUGUUUUACUUCCCCCAAAUGCUCAGGAUCAAUUUUCUCUAGGGUCUGAAAGGCACAUCUGUAUUCCUCACCCGCACCCCUUUCCCUCUUCCCCUUUUGUAUCACUUUUUUUUUUUUUUAUAUUGGUUUCUUAUUUUACAAUAAAACUUUGCUGAUA
Messenger RNA from Eptesicus fuscus (big brown bat), 2236 nucleotides. It is a transcript of the gene TP53, whose product is annotated as tumor protein p53. Gene Ontology annotation, biological process: apoptotic process; protein tetramerization; regulation of transcription by RNA polymerase II. Gene Ontology annotation, cellular component: nucleus. The record is from RefSeq and is a predicted model, not a curated record. Gene Ontology annotation, molecular function: protein binding; RNA polymerase II cis-regulatory region sequence-specific DNA binding; DNA-binding transcription factor activity, RNA polymerase II-specific. Bases 171 to 1448 code for a protein of 425 amino acids. Lineage: Eukaryota; Metazoa; Chordata; Mammalia; Chiroptera; Vespertilionidae. The transcript is spliced from 12 exons.